AUCGUUAACCAGUCGCACACGACCGUCGAGGAAGUGCGGGAGUCCUCGGCCUCAGCUGUGUACUUUCGCGUCUUUUUUUUAUCGCCUCGCGCUUUAAUUACGGCCGUGACCUCGCCUCCAACAACGUAUACGCGACGCCAGAGCGUUUUCCACGAAUCUGCGCUAAAGUGCUCGUUCGAGCAGCACGAGGCGUGCGUGAAACGCCCAUGGGCGUGCGUUCAGCGUGCACCGCGAACGCAACGAACGGAGCCCCGCACGGAGGGGUUGCUAACCUCAAAUCCGGAGGGAAGAAACACGAUCGAACGAUACCAAUACCUUCCUACGACGAUGUAAACACGUAGGAAGAUCGUACGAGGAUACACGAGUCAAGAGAUAUCAAUAACGAUCGAUAUUCUCGAUCUUUAUUUUGUAUUUUGUGUAAUCGUGAUUAAUGUAAGCACCGUAUGGAAUGGUUGUCCGUUUGGAGGACGUACGCGAUCGAGGCGUAUUAAUUAAUGGAAAAAGCUAUUCCGUAGUUUCCGCGGAAGGUACGAGGGAGCCCUCGUUCGCGUAACUCAUUGUCUGCGGCGGAUACACUCGUCAUUUGCGUAGACGGUUAAAGUGCCCCGGCGUACGUCAGCGUGGACGCGUUCACGUUGGCCCUGAAUGGCGGAAAAGAGGAAGAGGAACGACGCUAGGUUGGGAAAUGGAGCGAAGCGAUCCAUCCGCGCCGCGACGGACUUGGAUCGACGAUGCUCGGCCACGUGCGCCGUCGACCGUUCGAUGAUUCAUUGGUUUAAGUGGUCCGGUUAAUGGGGGUCUGACUUGCCUCGAAGUCCUAAAAAUUACGCGAUUUACGAGGCUUCUUUCUCAGUGAGAAACCCGGCGAUUUUGGGCCUUAUUCACUCGAUUACAAUAGGAAAACUACGUUGUGAAAUUUUUCUAACCCACUUUUCUCCUUUCACAUCGUUUUGCAAUAGAUCGCCGGGCCACAUCUUCAUUGUCUGGUGAAACAUAACUCGACUUUCAGAUUUCGUUUUUUUUUCUAAUGUUUUGGUAAUUUCAUUAUUUACGUGCGCACUGAUCGAUGUAAAUAUUUUAAUUGGACGUUGACGACUGUCGUUUCACAAUAGCAGCGAUCACUUGCAUCAUCCAUUGUAGAAAAAAUUUGUAUUUCUCAUGAAAGUAUAAUCACAGAUGUGCAAAAUCCAUUAGGUGUGCCUAUUCUCUGCCGGCCGCUAUUGCAAAAGUACAGUCACUUCCGGUGUGUUUUUGCAUCGCUGUAAUUAUGUCAUUAUGCACAUGAAAUGUCAUUGUGUUGCAAGACAGUGUGCCACAAGGCGAAGGUCAAGCAGAAUUAACAAAUUUUUUGCAAGUUUCUUCUCUUAGGAGCUCUUGGACCAUUGCCAUAACAUUCCAGGUUUGAGAAACGCUCCAAAGCGAAGAUAAUACGGUACAUUGUCGAUAUAAUUGCACAUUGUCCAUAUUGUCAAAUCGGUAUGCUUGACGACAUUUGCUAUAAAUGCAACAUUAUGAAAGUUUCAAGAAAACGAAGUCUCUGUCGUGCCACAUACUAAUAAUAUUAAUAAUAGAACCGGUAUCGAAUCAAUAGUAUCAAACCGUAACUUAUAAUCCACUAUCGAACAGUAUCAAACAUUUAGUUACAAAAUUAGUUAAUCGAUAUCCACUUGACGCUUCGUGAAAACAUUGAUGGCCAUUCGAUUCGACAACAUCGUUAAAUACACAUUAAUAACGCGUUAAUGGUCUUGUAACGAACCAAUUUAAAUUUAAAUUUUAAACUCCUAUCGUUCUUCUCGAAUCCAAAUGAAAUUUCGAUUUCAAGAUUCGAGUGUUUAACAAAAUUUCGAACGAGACAGAUCCCUAAAAAAUUUAAGCAGAGCACGAGAUCGGCCAUUCGCGAUUCGUCGACGUCCUCGAGGCAAUUUCUUUUUGGGUUUGGAGUCGGGCCAAGACGCGGUUCGAACUCGCGAGCACAAAGGUUCCGAGUCGUCUGCGUAGAGAUCGACUGUUCUUUUUCUCUGUGGGGAUCAGCACGUGGGGAAAGUUGACCUCCAGACGACGGGAACCUUGUUAUCGAAGAUCGAUUCUCUCCUGCAUUCCGACACUGAUUGCAGAAACGUCGCGUUUCAUUAUCCGCAGCCUUUUCCCGCGCCCUUAGAAGACAAAGUGGUACACGCUACGACCCUUUGGACAGUCGAGUGUCGAAGAUAGCGAGAAACGACCCACGACAAUGCACGUUUGCACCGUCUUCGGAACGAAUCAAGCUCGUCGAGUCACGGAACUCUGCAAUUAGAUGCGGACAGGUGGUCGCGUGUGUACGGAACGAAGAAACUGCUUGUCCAUUGCGUAACACGAGAACGAAUGUUCGAGGAACCCGCGGGAUCAUCGAACCCAUCUUUCUCUAUGCAAAUCGAACGAAUCUCCAUCCCUUUUCGAGGGAGGAAGCAUUCGAAGUAAAUUAAACGCUAAAGAUCAUGAGUCGGUCGACGAGCGAUCGUGCCGCGGAGAUCGAGGCUGGAUCGUUGGAUCGCGAGCCCCUGGAGAUCCCGAAGACUCCGAAACGUGGUUUGAAGAGACGCGACAAAGUGGCGGACGCGAUCUCCAAGGAGCCAUCGGACGCGGAAAACAAUUCUGCGAGGAUUCCUUCGAAGUCCGCGAAGAAAGGCUCGAGCGAGGAGAACGCGGAGAGCAAAUGGAAGAAGUUUUGGGAGAGCAACAGGGACAGGUUCAAGCAUAAAUCCGAGGAAGAGGCGAAACAUCGACCGGAGGAGGACGCGAACGUGGAGGCCGAGGCUGUUCUUCGCGAGGCUAUCAGAGCCAUGCGAUUCGAUCGAUUCGAGGACCUCGAUGGGAACGAGAAAACCACCCACGCGAAUAAUGAGGAGUCGUCGAGCAACAACGAGACUCUGGCAGCCGAUCAAGAUGCCUCCGAGACCAGAUCCGAGGACGCGUCGCGAAGCAAUGCGGAAAAAGACGAAAAUACCGCGUCUGAAAGCAAUUUCUUCGUGGAUCUCGAGGACGAGAAGGGAAAUCUGUCGACGAUCAGGGGCGAUCCGUCCUCGAGACGAUGGAGCUCGUUGGAGAACCUGAGGGCGAAGAUGGAGAACGCUGGAUCGUCCGGGACGAAGGUCUGUCGAUCCGUGGAGGGUCUGUCGAUCGAGAAGCCGGCUAAGAUCAAAGAGAAGAGGACCAUCGGCUCGUUGAAGUCCUCCUUCGAGAAGAAGAUGGGCUCUGUGGAGAGGAUGCUGGAGGAUCACAUGGAGAGGAUACUGGAGGAGAACGUGCAGAAGCAUCCGUGGCUGUUGCCCAUAGAGGCCUGGAUCGUCGAUCGUUGCAAGGUCUCCGAGUCGGCGAAGAGAUCGAGCGAGGACCCGAAUUUCGAAGUUAGGUACAACGCGACGGAGAACGAGACCGAGGAGAAGGGGUUGGAGAGCAGAGCGGAGAUCCAGAAGAAGCCUAAGAAGGACUCCCCGAAAUCGGAGAGAACGGGAUUCGACGCUGGUCAGUUGAUCUCGAGGUUGAGGAAGAACGAGGACAAUGUGGCGAAGGUGGAUGGUGCCCUGGAGGCCAAAGACGCCAAGCAUCAGGAUCUCUUCGACAAGCUGAGAGACAAUGUUAAGGAGAAAAUGGAAGAUAUCCAUAGGUACUUCCAACGGACCAAUCGAUUGGCGGACGUAAAUAGACGCUUGAAAUCGCAAAUAUGGAGCUCCGUGGUGACGAUCGUUCUGGUCGAGGCGAAGAAUCUGCUGCCGAUGGAUAUAGACGGGCUGUCGGAUCCCUACGUCAAGUUUCGAUUGGGAACGGAGAAGUACAAGUCGAAAGUGGUGCACAAGACCCUGAGCCCGGUCUGGCUGGAGCAGUUCGACCUCCAUCUGUACGAGGACCCGUACUUGGGCCAGGAGCUGGAGGUGACGGUUUGGGACCGCGACAAAAGUCAUCAGGACGAUCUGAUGGGGAGGACGGUGAUCGAUCUGGCGACCCUCGAACGCGAGACUACUCAUCGGCUGUGGCGUGACCUCGAGGAGGGCUCCGGUAGCAUCUUCUUGUUGUUGACGAUCAGUGGUACCACCGCCAGCGAAACCAUCAGCGAUCUGGCGGCUCACGAGGAAACGCCUCGCGAACGCGAACAGAUGUACCAGAGGUACGCCGUGAUGAACACGUUGCAGAGGAUACGAGACGUUGGCCAUCUGACAGUGAAGGUAUUCAGGGCCCAGGGUCUCGCUGCAGCCGAUCUAGGGGGUAAAAGCGAUCCCUUCUGCGUCCUCGAGUUGGUGAACGCCAGAUUGCAGACUCAAACGGAGUACAAGACGCUCGCGCCAAACUGGCAAAAGAUCUUCACUUUUAACGUGAAGGAUAUAAAUUCGGUGCUAGAGGUGACCGUGUACGACGAGGACAGGGACCAUAAAGUAGAGUUUCUUGGCAAGGUCGCCAUACCGCUGCUGAGAAUCAGAAACGGCGAGAAGAGGUGGUACGCGUUGAAGGACAAGAAACUGAGAGGCAGGGCCAAGGGCAACACGCCCCAAAUACUUUUGGAGAUGACCGUCGUUUGGAACGUGUUCAGGGCCUGCGUUCGAACGUUGAAUCCCAAAGAGAAGAAGUACAUGGAGCCUGAGAUAAAGUUCAAGAGGCAGGUCUUUCUGCGAAACGUUCUCAGGCUGAAGGCCAUCAUCAUAAUCUUCAUCGACAUUGGAAAAUACGUGCAGAGCUGCUGGGAAUGGGAGAGUAAAAUGAGAAGCAUCAUCGCCUUGGUUUUCUUCAUUCUUGCCUGUUACUACUUCGAGCCUUACAUGAUCCCCGGCGCGGCGCUACUUAUUCUGUUAAGAUAUUAUCUGCUUUACGAAGACGGAAGUGGGCUGAAUGAAUGGAUUUCCGGACAGGUCGCGGUGAUAACCGGCACGUCUCUGUCCCAUUACGCGGGCUCCCAUUUCCACGACGACGGCGACGACGGUCCGACCACACCGGGGGACGACGACGACGACGACGACGACAAAGAUAAAGAAGAGAAGAAAAGUCUGAAGGAGAGAUUGCAGGCGAUACAGGAGGUGACCCAAACCGUUCAGAAUUCAAUCGGCUACAUAGCCAGCCUUUGCGAGAGGGUGAAGAAUCUCUUCAAUUUCACUGUCCCCUAUCUGAGUUACUUGGCGAUAAUGCUGGUGAUCCUCGCGGCCACUGUUCUAUAUUUCAUCCCCGUCAGAUACCUUAUCUUGGCCUGGGGCGUGAAUAAGUUCUCCAGAAAGAUCGUGCGACCUCACUCGGUCCCGAACAACGAGGUCCUCGAUCUUGUGUCCAGAGUGCCCGACGACGAGGAGCUACUUAACUACAGGGAGUUGAAACCGUUGUCGACCGCCGACUGCGAGAGGAGCGGCACCUCGGGCAGUCCGGGCCACUCGAAUCUAACGAGAAGGGAGCAGAGGAAGAGGCAAAAGGCCGCGUAGCAGCCAGCCCCGCGGCCGGAAGUCGCGGGUCUACGAUCACCGAGCAUCCUGAGGACGGUCCUGUUGCGCCGGAAGACGCGUCAGCGCAAGGGAUCAGCGGAGAAUCCGGAUGUGAUCGACAUGGACUGAGAAACCUACGUUUACACUUGUAGAGUUCUAGCUAGAGGGGAUGAAACUAUAGUUUCCACUAUCUCUGAUCGAGUACGAACACCCCGCGUGGUAUGUCUUGGACGUGACUGUCGCACAGGGUUUGUAUCAUCGCGCGUUUCUACAAAUUACGGCGGUACCCGGUUAUGUGAAAUCGUAUCGCGACAGAUAACCGGGGAAAUCGAAUUACUUUAAUCCUGAAGUGGAAUUACGUUAGGGAUACUUGCAAGGAAAUCGAUUUUUGUGUUCGAGUCGCUAAUGAAAUUUGAUAAAUAUUUAUACUUUGUAUUGUUGUUAUAAACAGAGUUUGAUCUUGAAUUUUUGCAGGAGAUAAUCGAACAAGAACCAUUUUUGCAACAGUGUCUGCGAAAUGAAAUUUGAUUCAACGUACAUAUCGAAAACUGAACAGUGGUGAGGAUCUAUUUAAUCAAAUAUUUUCUAUAAACUAGUUACAAGAGAUCGUUGUAAUCGAAUGGUGGGUAACAGCGCGGACGAAAGAUUGCAAUGUGAUAUUUAAAACAGUACAACGGAGCUUUAGGGGAGUAAAUUUAUCCGAGACAUACCACGCGAAAUUGUUGCUAGUUUUUCGUUCGAUAAUUCGUGAGAAUCGAGGGAAGCUUAUGGAGGAAGAAUGGUGUUAUAUUUAAAGAGGAACCGUAGUCUUAUCGAAUCGUUGGGCCCAAGAUGGCCACGAUGGAUUCGUACGUGAUAUGUUGUCGACAGGGAAGUCGAAUUUGCCGCGAUAUUUACUAUCUGUGUCCUGUCUACGGAAACAGAUGAAUCUUUUCUGGGGAAAUCGUGAAACCCAAGCAGGUUCCCACGAAACGAGUUGAACGAGAGGCACAAACUUCCAGCCAGUUGGGGCAAAUAAACGAAACGCGCUACGAUUUCUUCGAAACGUUUGACCUCCCUGUCGACAAGCAUUCGAAGCGAGACGCGAAUCGACAAAACGUGUUUUGAAAGUAUGCAGUCCCGUUCGUGACGGGGAUGACCGCGUUUUCGAGCGUAUCAAAACAAGCGAGAAACGCGACGUUUUCGUUUUAGGUUUUUAUCGUUUCCCCCUUUCGUUCGGUAAACUUUUUUAUAGAAAAUGAAUUAGCUAACAAUAUCGACGGAGAAGAGGCAACAUAGAGUAUUUAACAAAUGCGAGAAUAAUUCCCGUCUAGGGUUAUCCUCGUCGAUCCGUUUCGUCCAUCGGUGUCGUAGAUGUAGCUGCUGAAGAGAGAGAGAAAAAAAAAUCGUUACCACUGAAUGAGAGAUAUAAAGGUAUAAAGAAAAAAAAUAAUAAAAUUAAAUGACAGAUAGCGUUGUUCACGGCGACAGCAUCGCGAAUUCGCUUUAGCGUGCUGUUUGUUUGCGUUUCAGGAACGACGAACGAACGAUCGCUUGUUUAAACGUUCGAACGUCGGGUUUGCUUUUAUUCGGUUUUUGUACUCUACCUCGCGGCGAAAGCUGCGUUCGUCGUUCGUGAAACGAGAUGUUAGUCGUACCCGUUGGGAUACCACGAUGUGUCUCGACGUUAUUCUCAUUAAUAGUAUUUAAUAAUUAUCGAAUUCUUCGUUCCAACGCACACGUUCACGCGUUAGGCGAUCUCCUCGAGCAUGGUGACACAGAACGCGAGAUCGAACGAGUGUGAACACUCGUCACAUUUAUAAUAUAACCACUUGGCCACGCGUUGAAAUCACUGAUAAUCGUUUACGUUUAAAUUUGUUCGAUUUUAAUUUUUAUUCGAAGAGUAAUUUGAAUCUACGCUAUACGGUAUAGAUUAUUGUGAUUUCAGCGUAACCCAUAACUGUUAUACAGGGAGAACCACACGAUUAUUAUUUUUCCUAUCACUGGACUAACCAGAAUUUCGUUAUCACGGAUGGGCAUGGUUCAUAAGAUCCUCCUAAACGAUAACAUUAGAUUUUAUACCUGUAAUUCUUUCUCUUAUAAAUUUUCAAUGUCUCCUUCAAUUAUUAAAAAAUACAUGACCUUCGAGUGACUUUGGGGAAACUAUUGAUAUCUAUUUAGAACGUUAGGUUUCUUCGAAAUAAAUUCUCACGCGCAAGGUUGUUCGAAGGUCGACGAACAUUGAAGGCGAUCUUGAGAAUUUACAAAAAGUUUAAUAUUAUCUCAAAGAACCUUCUGAAUCAUGCCACAAGUUGCGACAAAUCGCGUGGUUCGCCUAGCAAUCUCUGGAGUACGAUUAAACGUUUUCAGAAUAACAAGGAACAUAUCAGAUCAUCUUCCUCCCGAAAUAAAAAAGAAUAAUAGCGAAUUCGUCGUAGAGUUUUUGUCGAUAAAUGCUGGACGGUGUUCGUCGUUGAAAAAAAUUAAAGAAGAAAUCGCCGAAGAAACUCGACGAAAGAGGAAAAAGUUUGUUCGGCGAGUAGGGUUACUAUUUUUCUAACAAUAAUGGCCAUUGUCGUUCCCGCGACGAUAGUUCAGGCUUGGUCGCCGAUUAGAUAACGGUUCCAGGGCCUGCUCCUGCGACUUUCUUCGUUCCGAAUAUUACGCUAACGUUUUUUGCGCCAGUUUCAUUCCUACGCGAUUACGCAAUUCCAACUGUCGUUGUAAAAAAAAACACCACGUUACUUCCGUAUAUUUUAUUACCACUUCCGGAUGGUUACGGGCUCGCGUCGUCGCGAAAGUGAUAUUCGUAGACAUAUAUUACAGACAUCACGGCUGAAGUAUGCGUUAGUCGAUGGAAAUUAGAUCAAGGAUUUAUGGAUGUCGUAAUUACAGGACACUGUUGUAACGACUCUUUGAAACGUACGUAGAAAAAUAAGAUGUUUCGCUCGGGGACGACUAAUUAUUCGAAAGUACCUUUCUUCUUUCUUCCAUGGUUCUCCCGCGAAGCGUACGGACUCGGGCAUUUAUGAAAUAACACGUUACUUUGUUAUUUUGCUUCGCGAAAUAACAUUUGGUAAUAAUAGUCCUACUAGACGCCAUUUUUUGUAAACAAAUAUCCAGUUUUCCAAUGCAUAUUGAUUAUAUUUUUCGUGGACAUUUAUUAUACAUUAUUUACUCGUACGUAGCGUCCAAUAACUUACAUGGCGAUCAGUGUAUUAAUAGUUAAAAUAUCUAUAAUCUAUCACAAUAGAUUACUUAUAAUUUUGAUAGAAACUUAAAUUACAAUAGGUACUUAUAAUUUUAAUAGAAACUUCUGUUAACGCUACAAAUAGUUUGGCCUGGUCCGAGGGCAACCAAAAUGGCGGCGAAGGAACGUGUCUUCGCGAUUACGUUUCAAAGAGCUCGAUGAAUACAUAUUUCGUAGCGAUUACAACUUGUUAAACUAAAUAUUGCGAGGAACAUGCUCGAGGAGGGAAUCGACGCACGGAAUUAAUUAUUCCUAACCGCGAUUUUACGGUUCGUGCCAGCCGAUGAGAAAGCUGAAAAGAGGAGGGGGAGAUAUCGCCGAUCCAUUUCUUCGCUUUUCUAACACUCGAACUUUGAACGCCGCUUUUUCGAAUCUCUCGUCAUCGAUCUUCUCAUUGUUGUGUCACGAUUCCACGCCAUGAUGCGAAUGUACUGGCUGUAUCAAAACUUUUGAACAAUCUGUUUCCAUUUUGUUUAUAGUACAGUAGAAUCUUUACAAAAGUACUAUCGAUAGAUUCGCGAGGUUUUUCUCGUUAAAACGAGUACAAACACGACUUGUCUCGGACCAUUUUUAAUUAUACGUUGUUCCAAUAAUUUAUUAAUCGCGUGUUGGUAAAAGUAGUCCGAGAUAGGUCGUGUUUGUAUUCAUUUUCAUCGGGAGGACCUCGUGAAUCUAUUAAUAAUAUUUUCACAAAGAUAUCGUGAAUUUACAAUGAAAUAUAUUUCGAUAUUUGUUAUAGUAUAGUAGAAUCUUCGCAAAAGUACUAUCGAUAUAGAUUCGCGAGGAGUUUCUCGUUAAAACGAGUACAAACACGACCUAAAUCGGACCAUUUUUAAUUAUACGUUGUUCCAAUAAUUUAUUAAUCACGUGUUGGUAAAAGUGAUCCGAGAUAGGUCGUGUUUGUACUCAUUUUCAUCGGGAGGACCUCGCGAAUCUAUUAAUAAUACUUUCGCAAAGAUAUCGUGAAUUUACAAAGAAAUAUAUUUCGACAUUUGUUUAUUGCUGUAAGAAUGUUUCAUUCUUAUAAUUUUCAAAAGUUUUGAAUACCAGUCGAGUACGUCGCUCGAAGAAUAUUUGACUCUUUGAAGCGUUAUUUAAUAUUUGCAAUUUCUUCUUUCCAAAGUAAUUUUAUCGAUCGUAUCGUAAGGGUUCAGAGACUCGUUAGCAUUUACCCGCGGCUUGUUACUCGUUGUUAUGAUAUCUACGUCUGUUGGAUAAUGUAAUCGGCUAUCUGUGAAAUCGUCUGCGCGCGAAACGCGACAUUAGCGCGCGCGCGUGCAACGAAAUCGUGCGAGAGCUUACAUAAAAGUGCUCUUACCAUAAUUUUAUCUCUCAUCGAUCGGCUGGCGAAGGAAAAACGCAAUUGUCUCUCGCGUUAACGCGAGCUCGCGUGUCUCCGCGCUUCAGAGGGUCAAAUGGGGUCGAGAAUAAAAAUCAUUGUUGUUCCUGAUCGCCGAUUCCCGGGGGCCUAUGAUCCAGGCAAAAAGUAUUCACGAACACACUGAACAUUUUACACGCGAACACUGAGACGAUAGAGAAAGAGGGAAAGAGGGGCGAUUCUUUUUGUCAUCUAGUCAACGAACUUUCUUAGUAAGUGAGAUACUUGUGAUACUUUGAAUCAAUUUCUUCUUUUUUUUUUAGGUACGUCCGUCGUGUGAUUUAAAAUUUCGACGACAGAAACCCGGGGAGUGUGUUUUUCUUUUGGCGUUCGAGGAUGUGCUUUUUACGAAAGAAUGUCAAUUAUUUGCGUUUCGAGCGAUCGUCUUAAAUCACACGCGGCGCGUCGAUCCGUUUUGUACAGUCAUUCCCUGAGAUCAUUCCUUUUAUUAAAAUCGUCUGGGUACGUCGUUGAAUUUCUUUUUUUUUUACUUUCGUUCACUUUUUAGGCAGGGGAGUCGCUGAGCUGUCCCCUGGAAAGUAUAUGAAACUUUUCUCUUAAAUUUUAAGAUACGAAAGUCGCGAAUUUGCCGUGCAUCCUUCGCCUGGAUUUCAAAUUUUGUCGAAUAUAUACAUAUAUGGUCUUUUUCAUCGCCCAAGCUGACUGAAACUUCUUCAUCGUUCAUAGUAAUAAUGUGUAUAAAGAGGUUUUUUAUACUUUAUGAUAAUAUUGUAUUGUUCAAUUUGCAUGUCGAAUGUUUCAAUUUAAACAUAUGCUACUUCAGUCAAUAAAAUUGUUAUUCUUCCUAGCGAAUUUCAUUUAUUGUAGGCACCGCGAUGUUCAGCUGACGUUUAUAACGUUCGAUUUCUUCUAAUAAAUUGUUGAAUUGUUUACGCGUGUUCGUCUUGAAUUUUCGAAGAUAACGUUAGUAUCUUGUUGGAAAACGAUUCGGGCUUCUCGUUAACUUAGCAGCCAGCUUCAUUAAGGUGGUAAAAAUAAUUAAAAUCUCAAAUUAAUAAAUGCCCAAAAACUCUUAUUUGUCCGUAAACCCAUAAUGCAAGAACUACUAUUGCAAAACUUUCAACUUCCAGGCCACUCUUGUUACUUGGCAGCCUUUAUUUCUAUUUCUUAAAAAUUUUAUUCAAACUAGAACUCUUAUUUCGUAGGACUCUUAUUUAUCUGGUCUCCUGGAAACUUACAAUACGAGAACCGUUAUUAUAAAAGUUCCAAACGGUCUCAAAUGGAAUCUAUUGAAAAAGUUCCACGCUGUUUCGAGCCACGGGAUCGAAACUCUUGAUGAGUCUGGCUGCAACGUUAGCGAAACGCCCGUUUCCCAAAACAAUUUACACUCGUUGUUCGGGCUGCGGACACAGCGUUACCGCGAGCAUGAUGACGCCUAUGGUCGCCCGUCGACCGCGUCAGUAUUACAGGCGUCAGCAAAAUCGAACAUCCGACAGAUGUCUCGCGGUUCCGUUCACUUUCUACCGUAUCGUUUUUCUACUCUUCCAGUUUUGUACUUCCAAACGGUGAUGGGACUUGGAACGCUAUUCGAAGCUAUUUGAAGCUAUUCGAAGUGAUUCGAAGCGUCACGAAGCUAUUCGAAGCGAUUCAAAGUGAUUCGAAGCUAUUUGAAGGUAUUUGAAGCUAUUCGAAGUGAUUCGAAGCGGCACGAAGCUAUUCGAAGCGAUUCAAUGUGAUUCGAAGUGAUUCGAAACAUCUCGAAGCUAUUUGAAGCUAUUCGAAGUGACGUUUAGAAGCUAUUUGAAGCUAUUUGAAGCUAUUCGAAGUGAUUCGAAGCAUUACGAAGCUAUUCGGAGCGAUUCAAAGUGUUUCGAAGCAUCUCGAAGCUAUUUGAAGCUAUUCGAAGCUAUUCGAAGUUAUUCGAAGCUAUUUGAAGCUAUUUGAAGCUAUUUGAAGCUAUUCGAAGUGACGUUUAGAAGCUAUUUGAAGCUAUUCGAAGUGAUUCGAAGCGAUUCAAAGUGAUUCGAAGCUAUUCGAACCAAUUCGAAGCGAUUCAAAGUCCCACCGUUCCUUUUAAUAAUGUAUCGUUCCUCCCAGGACCGGAUUAACGCCAACAGAUGCCCUAAUGCACAUCGUUCAACCGAUAAUUAAUACCCCAAGGAGGGUAAAAUAUUUUUAUGAACAUUUUUAAACAGACUUAGCUUUCAAAGUUGCAAUAUUUGAUUGUUUUCGUGGGCUUUGCAUCAUUUUUAACUGGGAAAAGUUGAUCCAGUCCUGGCACCUCCGAAACAGAGUCGAUUUAAUCCAAUUCGCUAACAACGAAUGGAAGUUUUAGAUCCGUUCGUGAAUUAAAAUACAUUAACAAAUUCGUCGGGCUGACACAUUCGGACGAGCGACGGGCAAAAGUUCGCGAACGAGUCUGUAAUAUUUAUUCGUCGUUGGCGAGUAAAGUUUCGCCCGACUCUGCUCCGAAGUUAGACAGAUUGCUUUUUUCAGGGGCCAGGAAUAUCCUUUGUUUUUCGGGGAAUAGGCUAGCGAAGAGCGCGAAGGGACACGCACACACGAACAUACACACAUCAUCACGCAUCAUUGUCCACCCACGCGCACUUUCGAGUUUGCAUGCUCCAGUUUCUUCGUGUUCUAUGAAUCUUCGUUAAAAAUAUUUUAGUCGUUAAGAUGCAAGCUAGACAAUGGUAGGGAACGGUCAGAAUGGGAUUUGGAUUUUCACGAACUCAAGAAGCAUAUAUUUUUCUCGAGUACUCUGUCGGGGGUCGUCUGGAUCAUUUUCCAUUUCUUUUUCCAAAUAAAUUAUCGCAGUUUUUUGGUCUGCAAUCUUUUCGAAACUCCCAGCGAGGAGUGAAAAUUUUCUAUAUAGUUAAUAAAAAUUGAGAAUUCUAUAACGUGAUAUUUAAAUUUGUUAUUAAUAGAAGAUACUUGAAGUUGCUUUGAGUUUAAUUUAAAACGCACUGAUCCAGGCCCCGACAGAUCGAUCGACAAAGCUCCGCACACGUCUGUCUACUUCCUAAUCGAUUAGGGAAACGAACAUUAAAUAUAAGAUUUAGAUAGAAAACGCAAUUGCGAUCCGAUCGGCGGAUCGUCGAGGUCGGCUGCGAUUCUCGAACGAGAAACGAGAUCACGUGUGUAAAAUGUACUUAUGACAAAGGGUGAUAUGAGUCGUUAUUAUAUUCAUAAUAUAAAAAGAGGGAUAAAGUUAAAAAUAAA
Messenger RNA from Colletes gigas, 13225 nucleotides. RefSeq names its product multiple C2 and transmembrane domain-containing protein (gene Mctp). Lineage: Eukaryota; Metazoa; Arthropoda; Insecta; Hymenoptera; Colletidae. Gene Ontology annotation, cellular component: synaptic vesicle membrane. The record is from RefSeq and is a predicted model, not a curated record. Gene Ontology annotation, molecular function: calcium ion binding. Bases 2475 to 5435 code for a protein of 986 amino acids. The transcript has 10 exons. Gene Ontology annotation, biological process: regulation of neurotransmitter secretion.